AAGAAACCGCAAAAAUGAAUGCGACAGAGCAAGGCAAAACACAGGAAUUGGGGUCAGAGCUUAGCAUGUGCUAUAUGCUGGACAGGGAAAGAGAGACAAAGACUGUGUACCUGUCUGUUCUCAAGAGGAUCCUCACUGUCCCUAAAAAGGCUGCCGCACCGAUCAUCUGUGAAGAAUUGCAAUGUAUUUUUAUCCGGAUUCCUACAGAGAAAACCAUGGCUUUCCCUUGUUAACAUCAGUCAGGGAAGGAAGGUCAGAACAAGACGCAGCAGGAGAAAGAGGAGAAAGAGAGCAGAGGAAAAGGAAAAUAAACCCGUGGAGGAAAUACAUACUAUUGUGAAUGUAAUUAAUCUUACUAAUGACCCUAUUGAUGAUGACACUACAUCCCUAUUAUCCAGAGGUUUGAAUUAUGGACUUUAUGAGGACUUUAACCCUACUGUUUUUGAAAUAGACUUGGAGAGAUCUAUUAGGAAUAUUAACCUAAAAAAGUUAUUUGUGAAUAAACCUGCAACCGAAAGAAUAUGGCACCCUGGAGAAAUUCCAGCUACGAUUGGGACAAUGGGACUGAUACCAACCGGUUUUUCGGACAUAAAAAAAGAGUGUAUCGCAAUGCUUACAUCAGAGUUUGAAGAAAAGGAGGACACUACUCAAGAAUCUAUUUCCCUAGCCUUUUCAAAAUAA
Hyla sarda is the source of this 681-nucleotide messenger RNA. RefSeq lists its product as uncharacterized. The coding region runs from base 19 to 681 and encodes 220 amino acids. Lineage: Eukaryota; Metazoa; Chordata; Amphibia; Anura; Hylidae. The transcript is spliced from 4 exons. The record is from RefSeq and is a predicted model, not a curated record.